This is a messenger RNA of Micromonas pusilla CCMP1545, 948 nucleotides long. RefSeq lists its product as uncharacterized. The transcript has 2 exons. Lineage: Eukaryota; Viridiplantae; Chlorophyta; Mamiellophyceae; Mamiellales; Mamiellaceae. The record is from RefSeq and is a predicted model, not a curated record. The coding region runs from base 1 to 948 and encodes 315 amino acids.
AUGGGCUACGACGUGUUUCUCCGAUAUCCGAGGCGCGCCGCGAGCAGCAGCAGGAGCGGCGCGCGAAGGGGGGGUCCUGGUCGUCAGAGUCGUAAUCGCGUCUCGGUCCGCGGGAUGAGGACGCGCACACGGCGCGCGCGGCGUUCGCCGCGCGCGCCCCCCUCCCUCCUCGCGCUCGUCGUCGUCGUCGUCGUCGUCCUCGCGACCGCCGCGCCCAUCGCGCGCGUCUCCGCUGAGGACGCGAGCUGCCCGUGCCUCACCGCGAUCACUUGGAGUCUGCUCGGCAUCGACAGCGGGACGAACGCCGCGUGCAAUCGCGUCGACGUCGCCGGCGAGGUCCAGUGCUACCCAGCCACUUACGGCCUCACAUGCGCCGCGCACGACUCCGGCCUGGAGCCGUACUGCGACGCCGCCGUCGCGUCGCCGCCGGCGUACUGCGCGGAGCAGUGGUGCUACGUCGACCCGGCCUUGUGCCGCGCGUCCAGCGCGGGGCUUCGGUUCGGGGAGACGCAGAUACUUCAGGACGCGUCCGGGCUCGCGUAUUACUCGUACGCGACGUGCGGCGGCGACGGGAGCUCGUGGGACACCAGGGAGCUGGACAAUCUCAAAGGGAAGACGCUGCGCGCGGCGGUGCCCAUCCUCUCGUACCCGCCGGAUCAGUACGUCGUGGACACGGCCACGAACGCGAUGGUGACGACGGGAUACACGACCUACGGAAACCUGCCCUCCGGCGCGGACGCGAAAGGGAUCUGGGUGGACUUGUACGAGCGCGUCGCGCUCGAGGCUGGGUUCACGAUCCAGUGGAACACGGUCAGCGAGGGGUCGCUCAAGGCGCACUCGUCCAAGUACACCGCGUGCGUGCAAGACGUCGCGGACGGCCUCUUGGGCGCGUUUUCGUCACGCCGGUCCCCGUACGACCCCGUUCGCGCGGUGCACGCCGUUCCUUGA